AUGACCUCAAAUAAACCAGUAGUUGUACCAACCCACCUAAUCCUCGUCUGCUGCCACGCCAUCUACCUCGGCGGUCCAACCCACGGCAUCUCAGAAUCAGAAUGGCUCAUAGCGCCCUUCCAGACCAACGAAACACCAACCUUCACCUCCCACAUCACAACCGCGCUGGCCCUCCUCUCAUCCACCCCGUCCGCGCUCCUCGUCCUCUCAGGCUCGAGCACGCGGGCUGAAACGAGGAAGUCUGAGGCGAGGUCUUAUCUGGAUCUGUGUGUCGAUAAUGGGUUUUGGGGACUAGAUGGAGAUGGGGAUUUGAGGGGGAGAAUAUUGCUUGAGGAGCAGGCUUUGGAUAGUUUUGCGAAUCUGGUUUUUGGCGUGCUGUGUUUUUGGAUGGAGGUGGGGAAGUGGCCGGAGAUGGUUACAGUUGUUAGUCAUGCGUUUAAGGAGGCGAGGUUUUUGGAGUUGCAUGUGCCGGCUAUGAGGUGGCCGAGGGAGAGGGUGCGAGCGGUGUGCGAGUGUGAGGAGGGGAGAGAAGGAGAGGGGGUUUGGGGAAUGGGAGAAGGAUCUGAUGGGGACGGGGGAAAAGCUUAG
Messenger RNA from Lachnellula hyalina, 588 nucleotides. RefSeq lists its product as uncharacterized. Lineage: Eukaryota; Fungi; Ascomycota; Leotiomycetes; Helotiales; Lachnaceae. The coding region runs from base 1 to 588 and encodes 195 amino acids. Gene Ontology annotation, cellular component: cytoplasm. The transcript is spliced from 2 exons. The record is from RefSeq and is a predicted model, not a curated record.